AUGUCCGCCCUCUCCCCCACCGCCCCCUCGCAACCCACCACAUCCCAAGCCUACACCACCCCCGGCAACCCCACAGAAAAGACACCCCAGGAACAAUCCGAAUCCUUCAAUGCCUCGGACAACGCCGCUUUCGCCGACCAACGCAUCCCCACAAAACAAGCGACGCACGAGCAAGGCCUUCAAAACGCAAAGUUCGAAGAGGGAAAAGGCGUCCACGGCGCACCGGCUGGCGAGGAAAGCAAAGGACUUAGUGAAGAAGAUGUAGGACGACACAAGGAGCUGGAUGGGCAGCAGAUGGCUAUGCCGGGAGAAGGAAGGGUGGCGGAUGCGGUGGCGAAGAAGGGGGUGGGAUUGGGGGGUGGAGGUGCGCAGCCGGGGUUGGAAAGUGAUUUGGAUAGGAAGAAAGCAGAGCAGGCGGAGGCGAGGGAAGCGAUUAAGGCGGAGAAAGCGCAGGCUACGUCCCAGGGCGGUGCGUUGGGACAGACGGGCGGACCGGCGAAUCCAGUGGAUAAUGCUACACAGGGAGGAGGCAAUUAUCCUAAUUCUAGCUACUAG
Molecule: messenger RNA, 555 nt
Organism: Bipolaris victoriae FI3
Lineage: Eukaryota; Fungi; Ascomycota; Dothideomycetes; Pleosporales; Pleosporaceae
Exons: 2
Coding region: 1-555 (184 amino acids)
Source: RefSeq, a predicted model, not a curated record